AUGAAGUUGUCUACCUUUGCUACCCUCUUUGCUCUUUCGACGGCUUUAGCAGCCGUGCUGGAACCCAGACAACAAUGCUCCAUGUCGGACGCUUGUUACAGUGCCGUCUUUGGCGAUGGCAGCUUCUCACGCGUUGUUCAGGCAGUGGAGGACUGUGAGGACUUUCUCACUACCAGCGUGAUUUGGCACCCCAUGUAUGUGAAUGCGCCUCUUGGAGAUGUCUACUUGGGAACUCGGACUGAUCAUGUUUACUGCAGUAUUACUCUUACGGUUCUCAGUCAGACCGUCUCAACGACGACUUCACCAUGCCCACCCACUGUGCCCGUGACACCAAGCGAGGCACUGCCCCAGUCGACAGUGUCGCAGGGUAAACGACUUGUGGUGCGCCAGGCUCUCCCUACAGAUUUCUCCACCACUACCGUAUUUGGGCCGCGACCUUCGUAUGCCACGCAGGCCUGUAACUCUGGGGCCUACUCGUCUGCCUGCUCAUGUGCAAACAUUACUACCGCCUUGGUGUCGUAUCUUGGAACAGUAAGUAAGCUCGUAGAUGUGGAGGGAGACUGGACAGAAAGGAAAUAUGUUUUGGAAUGCUAA
Molecule: messenger RNA, 594 nt
Organism: Bipolaris oryzae ATCC 44560
Lineage: Eukaryota; Fungi; Ascomycota; Dothideomycetes; Pleosporales; Pleosporaceae
Exons: 1
Coding region: 1-594 (197 amino acids)
Source: RefSeq, a predicted model, not a curated record